UUCUCAUCCUCUUCCACCUGUCUCAUACUGAUGCGUUCCGUGCUCAGAUACUGAACUCCAGAGACACGCUAUUACUGAUUUCUGUUAUUAUACAUUAUAAGAAGAAUGCGUGUCGUGUAAACCGUGUGAACGCUCGUGGGAUGCGUGACUGACGGAAGCUGGGCUGGACGAACGGCUACUGAUUCUGAACUUAGUGGACUGUUUGUGAGAUGAAGAGAGUCAUUUAGAGGAAGACACACUCGAGUAAACAUCUAUUUUUAACACGAACUGAAGUGGACAUUUUUUGUAACAUGCAGGAUUUUUUUUAAAUCAAACGGAGAACACGGUUUUACGCACGUAAGGCGUUUAGUGCUCAAGUUUGCGUUGGUUUUAAAUCGUUAAUUUUAGUUUUAUUUCAGCUUGUUUUUUUAUAUAAAAAAAUUGUAUCUAUAUAUCACAUUUUUAAUAUUGAAUUUUUAUUACAUUUCGUUUAUUAUGUACUGUUAAAUAAAUAAGAAACAACGCCUACAGACUCAGCAUGUGGAAAAAUGCAUCCUCCAAAAGUUUCCUCAAACGAAUAAUAUUGUAGAGCAGGCUAUAUUUGUGUUGUGAUCGCACACGUCUGCAGCUGGAUAUGGCCAACACUCUGGAGAGAGAGAUUCUGGAGCGGGAGCUCCGUCCACGGCUGUGUUAUGUGACAAAAGGAGAUCGUGGCUACGGAUUUCAUCUGCACGGGGAACGCAACCGAGGAGCGCAGUACAUCCGCAGGAUCGAGCCGGGGUCCCCCGCGGACCUGUCCGGUCUCAAGUCCGGCGACCGGGUGGUGGAGGUGAACGGAGAGAACGUGGAGGGAGAGACGCAUCAGCAGGUUGUUCAGAGGAUCCUGGAGGUGGAGCACCGCACCAGGCUGCUGGUGGUGGACCGGGUCACCGAUGAGUUCCUGAAGUUUCACGGUCUGCCGUGUACUGAGGAUAGGGCGAUUGAGAUGGGAUCUCUGUCCUCUCGCUCCUCAGCGGCGUCCUCCCCCCGUGCCUCCCCGCGAGACCCCGCCACCCCUUCCUACAGCAGACAGAGCUCAGAGGGCAUCUUCAUUAAUAAGAGUCCCAGCAGCGCUGGAGGAGUAAUGAACGGCUCUCCACUCUACAGAGCUCAUGCCCGUCUGUCGUCACCCGUGUUUGUGCCUCUGUCGUCACCCGCUGAACACAAGACUGAAGCAGAGAUCAAACCCUUCACCAAACUCACUGUGGAGCCCAGCGUCACCCCCGAGCCCGAACAUGAGACCGAACCGGUGCGUGACCUCAGCACUGACCCCAGCGUAUCAGAGACCAGCACACAGGAGGAGAUGCUGUCAGAGGUGGAUGUGGAAACGAAGGACCUGCGUCCUCGCUUGUGUCACAUGACCAUCGGCGAGCAGGGCUACGGCUUUAACCUGCACUGUAAGAAGUCCCGCGUGGGUCAGUUCAUCCGCUCGGUGGACCCCGACUCUCCGGCGGAGCGCGCGGGACUCAGGCCCAGAGACCGGCUCAUCGAGGUGAACGACAGGAGCAUCGAGGGUCUGCGUCACGCUGAGGUGGUGGCGUUGGUCAAAGCGGGCGGCACAGAGACCCGUCUGCUGGUGGUGGAUCCCGACACAGACGAGCUCUUUAACCGGCUGGGUAUCAUUCCCACAUCCAUUCAUCUUAAAGAGGACUGUGUGGACGGGCCAAUCAUAGAGAGUCCUGAAGCACGCAGCGCGGUCCCAGACGCCCCCAAGAUCUCUCCACCAAUCAUCAACAUCACACUAACUGACCCACCAAUCAGCAACGGCUCCCCAAGACACCAGAGUCACAGAAGCUCCUCCUCUCGGUCCACGUUAUCAGAGACCAGCGCCGAAAUCAGCAGCUUUGACAGCAGCAACAAGCACACAGAUUCUGACCAUCUCUCCAGCGAUGACGCCCGUAAACCAGAGCGAGAUGUGAAGUCUGAGGAUCCGUUUCGGGAGAGCGGUCUGCAUCUGAGUCUGACCGCGGCGGAGGCCAAGCAGAAAGCCCGGGCCAAACGGCCCAACAAGAGAGCGCCCCCUAUGGACUGGAGCAAGAAACAGCAAAUCUUCAGCAACUUCUGAGCAGCACAAACAUCAGAAAGUUCACCUUAGUUAUAGACAGAUUCCACCGACACACAGACCAAAUACAUGCAGCUUAGACCAGAUUAGAAAUGUGUGAAUUUAUCAAAAAAGGAUGAGUUUGGAUUCAGGCUGAUGUGUGUUAAAAGCAGAUCUGAAAGUAUGUUUUGAACAGAAAUGCGGCAGGUUUGGACAUCAUGUUAUGUGUUUAACAUAAGCCUGCAUUUUGUUUCUACGAAGUGUUCCACAAUUAGCCAGUUGGUUAUUUCACCCAAUAACGCACAAGUUCCCCUUUUUGAAGAGGCUUUCCUGCCAUCACAUUGCUUCUCUUUCUCAGAGAUAAUAAUGCAACAGCUGUUUCCACAGACCAGAAAAUACGGAAGGAAUGAAAAGAGAGUAAGAAAACGUCAUUACAAGGCAGAAACGGUAGGAAGGAAAGACAUACUGAAGGAAAGGUGAAGAGAGAGUGUAAUUGCAAUAGUUAUAGUCAUCGAAAGACGUCAAGUGAACGUCGAGCUGAGAAGCCAAAGGUUGUAGGUUCAAAUCCCUGAAGAAAGAAGUCAUGAUCUUGCACUAUUAAGAGAAGAUGUACAGUGAGAAGAACAGCGGAAGAGAAGUUUGAGACAGAGAUCUUUACACGGUAAACACAUGUCACCAGAUCACAUCAUCUUUGUGCUAAUAUGAAGGCUGGGCGAUACAACCAAAAAAACUCAAAUCAGUCAAAACCUAUGAUUAUCACAAUACAUUUCAAUUCUCUAGUUCUCUCAAGUUUAAGGAUUUUUGCUUCUUAAGUGAAAGUUGUAGAAACCAGACCAUUAAUUGUGGUUGUAAACUACUCUUUAUGAUCAGACAGACACUUCACGCUUUUCCAGUCAUUUCACAAACAAAACUGUAAUUAUAUUACAUUACUCCUUUAAUACGUCUAAAUUAAUAUUAUAAAGUUCGAUAUUAAUAUCCCACCUUUGAAAACCAUAGAAAGUGUUACUACAGUUAAUCCAUUGUAAAUGAUGCAAAAAAAAAACAUUAUAUCCCACACUCAAUGAACUCUUUUUAUCGAGGAAAAUUAUAUCGCAAUAAUUAUAGUUAUGGUUUUAUCGCCCAGCCCUAACUAAUAUACUCUUAAAGCCUCACAAUAUUCACUAGACAUAUAGCUACAGUUAAAUUGUAUAAUAUUUAGGUCCCAAAUCGCGAAUUUAUGCACUAUUAUAAGACAUUUUGUAGUAUAAAUAGUGUGCGUAAUGAGUUUGCACUGGAAAUUCACAAAAAAUAAAUUGGGGGGGGGGGGGUCUAGCGACGCUUUUUAAAGCAAUGUUUGCGUCAAUUUCGAUUUCACAUACAAACGUGAGUAGAAUAGGCUAAUUAAUAGUGCUGUCAAAUGAUAAAUCGCGAUUAACCGCAUCCAAAAUAAAAUUUUUGUUUACAUAAUAUAUUAGUGUGUACUGUGUUUAUUUAUUAUGUAUAUAUAUAUAUAUAUAUAUAUAUAUAUAUAUAUAUAAAUGCGCACACAUACAGUAUAUAAUUUGAAAAUAUUUACAUAUACAUUACAUUACAUUACAUAUACAUUUAUAUAUUGUAUUUUAUAUUAAAGAUAAAUAUACUUGAUUUAUAAACAGAAUAUUUUUCUUAAAUAUAUACAUGCAUGUGUUUGUAUUUAUAUAUAUUCAUAAUAAAUAUACAUAGUACACACUCAUAUUAUGUAAACAAAAACUUAUUUUGGAUGCGAUUAAUCACGAUUAAUCAUUUGACCACACUACUAAUUACAUUUGUCUAGUUUAAUGUAAUACGAUUUUUUUUUCCGUCAGUGAUAGAAAAAUUAUUUAAAUCGUUAGUGUAAGCAGGUUUAUUUUAAAAAAGUUUAAUUGCAAAUAUGACACAAUUUGACAAUUUUUCAAUAAAAUUAGAGUUAUUAGAGGAAAUAAUUAUUUGCUAGGACUGAUGGAGUGAUGAAUGCUGCACAAACACGCACGCAUGUGUGAAAUUCGGAUGUGCUACAUCCACCAUGUUGUUACUAUCACAUGACCUACCAGUAUCAGUUGCAUGCUUCACUUCCAUGCUCUCCCGUGGCCUCAUGGGAUAGAAAGAUGUCCAUCCAAUGCACGCUUCAGAAAGCAGCUGAUCCGGUUAAUUUUUUUGCUUACUGUUUUUCGAAUACUAUGAAUUCUGACAUACUACUCACUGCCUACACUGUUUUUCGCCUACUAGAAUGCAGCUUAAGUGUGUAGUGUUGGACACUUCAUGCACUCAACUGUUGCAGCUUAAAUUACGUAGCGAAGGGGAGGGGCUAUCAAACUCUGAUUACGAAUUAAAAAUAACCUUAUAAUACAUACACUGAUUGAGUGCAUAGUGAAUAGUGCCUCAUUUGGGAUGCAGCUUCCAGGAAAACAAAUAAAUAAAUAUAGAUGACAUCAUCCUGCACCAGACGGAUUUUUGUCCAAUCGGGUGCUGUCUAGAAUGAGCAUACUGGCUAAUUGCCAUUUUCUUUAACACUGAAUGAAUAUUUAUGUAUUUAUUUUCUUACCAUGUUCUCAUAAAUGCUGGUUUAACAUUUCUACAUGAUAUUGAAUGUUUAUUGUACCACACAGGGUAUUUACAGACAUUAUAUUUUAGGUCAACAAUAACCAGUCGGUGAACCUCUAACUCUUUUUGACCUCAAACUUUGUGUGGAUUAUAAAAUCAAAAGUAAAACAAUGUCUUUAAAAAGAUAAACAAACAGAAAUGUAGCGAUAUAUAUAUAUAUAUUAAUAAUUAAUAACAUUAUAUAAUUAUGUAUUAUGAAAACGUAAAUUAAUACAACAGUGAAUCUGAUUACAGAAAAUAAGCCCCAGUAUAUUUACAUGUGAGGUAUGUAUUAUUAUUUUAAGUCUCAUUAAUGUAUAAUAAUUGUUCUUGUCGCCCUCGUCUUAUGUAUGUCAAUUUUCUCAUGUUCUGGGCGCGCCCUCACACACGUAUAAACCGAAAUAAACAGAGUAUUUUAGAA
Messenger RNA from Carassius gibelio (silver crucian carp), 5057 nucleotides. RefSeq names its product Na(+)/H(+) exchange regulatory cofactor NHE-RF2. The coding region runs from base 614 to 2083 and encodes 489 amino acids. The record is from RefSeq and is a predicted model, not a curated record. The transcript has 7 exons. Gene Ontology annotation, biological process: protein localization to plasma membrane. Gene Ontology annotation, cellular component: apical plasma membrane. NCBI's taxonomy places the organism in Eukaryota, Metazoa, Chordata, Actinopteri, Cypriniformes, Cyprinidae. Gene Ontology annotation, molecular function: protein-membrane adaptor activity; signaling receptor binding.